UAUUAAAUGCUAGGUACAUAUCGUAAUUAUAAGGUCCAAGACGUUUGAGAUUAUUAAUAUUAUUUACCUAGUUUAUUUAUCAGUUCCAAGCCUUUGACAUAGUACGGAUACAGUCAUAAAAGCAAGGCACGUUGACAAUUGUACAUUUAAACUAUAAAAGCAUUGUUUUCUUUCAUUCUAUAGUUUCAAUAUAUAUUUACCACGGGACAUGUAUUUACGGAAGGUCUCUCCUAGUUUCACACGUUCUCUAUCUUUGAGGAAUGCUUAUAUAAAUGUUGAUAGUUUAAAAAUUCUCAGGCCUAAGCUUCUGUGGAUAUGUGAAAGUUUAUUGAGAAAAUUUAUCAAAAUAUUACUGCAUCAUCAAUGAGAUAGGACGACAAGUAAAAACCCAUUUAUGAUGUUCAGGAUUAUGGUAGUUCAUAAAUUUGAUAACAAUUUUCAAUAGAUAACUGGACUAGAGGAAAAUAACUUUGAAAAGUAUACAAUUUUUGAUAUUGGAUAAAAAUGGCACUGCCUCUUAUAACGAAACGACAAACACAAAUGACCUAUAAUGCAGCUGAAGAUAAAGGGAGUAUGAAUAAUGGUUCAACGCCUAGAAACAAAGAGCGUCACAUUCUCGAAGAAAAAUACUGGAGUACGGAUAUUGUCAAACAAGUGGAAACGUGGAUGAAGAACCAACGAUUUUCUGAACAAUAUGCUCCAAGUUCACAAAGGUCACAAUAUACACCACCAAUCCAAUCUGAACGAAGUCGAAGACGCAGACGAAAGCGUCAAAGUCAAAAAGACGGUGAAUCCGGUGGUGCAUAUACGGAAAGUAUUAACUACACCGAUUCUGAAAUAGUGAGCACUGUCGAAAGUAAAGUAAUUCAAAGAAAACUUAUCGAAAAGGAAGACAAAAAACUCACGAGAAACAACGGAGUUAAAGUUUAUCCUUCGAGAGUCGAGAGUGGACAUAUAAACCGUGAAAAUAUGUACAAUAAAAGCAUUGAAAGAACAAAUAAAAACUCAAGAUUUGGUAGCAUUCACGACGAAAUAGAAUUCCAAAAACGCUAUAAACGAAUAUCCGAUCUUCAAAAUCAUUUACAGUUUGUGAAUGGAAGUUAUCUAUCAGGAAAAAAUAUAUUAGUAGAAAAGAAACUUGCUCCUGUUACAGAUAGUACUAGAAGAUUUAAACAACUUAACCCAUCAGAAAUGUUUGCAAUAUCCCCUCUUGAACAUUUAAACAUUAAAACAAAAUCAAAACAGAAACAUUUUCUUCAAGCAACACAACUGUCACAUAACAAUAGAUAUAAAUCAAAGAAAAAGCCAUUUCCAUGGCAGAAGUUUCAAAAGCUUCCUGAUAUUUCGCCUGACUCUAAACCGCCAAAUAAAGCAUUAAGUGAAAGUGACGUAAAGUUUGGAGACGAAAUUGGCAGAGAUACGGCAAGGUCUGGAUAUGUUAGUAGCUUACUGAGUCAGGAUGAUACUAGAGACGAACGUGCUAAAUCUGUUGUCACAAACAGUUCAUACGGACCUUAUCAGGAAAUGAAAGUUACUAUUCAUAUUCGAUACAAAAAACCGCAAUCCUCACCGAUAGACAAAAGCGAGGAUGAAUCUGUCAGUGAAACAAGUUCCGUUCAAUCUUCAGAAGAUAAUACGCCUCCUGUAUAUGAUGGACGAGUGCAUUCAAUUGAUCAAGAUAAAACUACUAGUCGUGAAAACAAAAUUACAACUCCAUCACAGAAUGAUCAAAAUUUGGUGCAUAGCACAUCUUUUCGUGGUUUAUCAAGAACUAGCAAUAUGUCAAAAUCAAGUAAAGAAAAUUAUAAAAACUAUGAAGGAGGGACUCUUUCGUCAUUAGUUAUAUCCGAUCCCGUUUCUAAAAUACCGCGACAUUAUGCUGGCAAAAUAAGGGAAUGAUAUGCAAUCACAUUGUUAUAUAUAUAAAAUGUUACAUGUU
Mytilus trossulus (common blue mussel) is the source of this 1939-nucleotide messenger RNA. RefSeq lists its product as uncharacterized. NCBI's taxonomy places the organism in Eukaryota, Metazoa, Mollusca, Bivalvia, Mytilida, Mytilidae. The transcript is spliced from 2 exons. The record is from RefSeq and is a predicted model, not a curated record. Bases 505 to 1899 code for a protein of 464 amino acids.